Messenger RNA from Cuscuta europaea, 1988 nucleotides. The record is from the annotation of a GenBank genome assembly. NCBI's taxonomy places the organism in Eukaryota, Viridiplantae, Streptophyta, Magnoliopsida, Solanales, Convolvulaceae.
AUUAAGAUAAUUAACCGAUUAUCUCUAUCUGGGAGUCCUCUCGCUGGACGGUGUGAUACUGGAGCAACAAACUACCACCCAUGUCCCUAGCCGUCGCUACUGAGAACGACGUGCUGGAUACGCCGGUUCUCGAUGCGGAACGGGCCAAUCUGCUGCAUCGUAUCACGGAGGAAGGCGGCUACGCUUACGUGGGAAUGGAGGCUCUAGCUGCUGGAGGCGAUGCGAGGGCGGCAGAAGCGGCGAGAGAAAUGGCCUGGGAGCAGCUGCACUCUGGUCCCUGGAAUUCGGUUCUCCCCAUUUGGAGGGAUGCGUACUCCAUUGCGUGUCUCCAUGUCGCAAGGCUCCAUUACGCCGCUGGAGAGUUCUGCCAGGCCAUUCAAGUUCUCGACAUGGGCAUCAUCAUGGGCGGAUUGACUCUUCGUGACGACUUUAAUCUCGCAGUACGAAAGGCAUCGAUGAAAGCGAAUGUUUCAAUAGAAGCUUCCCCGCCAAAGGAUCAACGGGAACAACCCAAUACAAUUGUUUCUCCAGAUUUACAUAUAGAGGAGGUAUCGCGGGUUUUGCCUGUAAAGUCACUCUCUUGUAAAAUGGUUGGAAAAAGGUCUGCAUUAUCCUUGGAGAGCUUCCUACAAGAUCAUUUUUUAGUUGGAUCACCUGUUGUUAUCAGAGAUUGCAUGGAUCAUUGGCCAGCCAAGGGCAAGUGGAAUGAUUUGAGCUACCUACGUAGUGUUGCUGGAUAUCGUACAGUACCAGUUGAGGUUGGAAAGAACUACUUGUGCUCAACAUGGAAGCAAGAGCUGAUCACAUUUUCUGAGCUUCUAGAGAGGAUUCAGAACAAUGGCUACACUUUUUCUGAAACCACAUACUUAGCUCAACAUCAAUUAUUUGAUCAGAUCCAAGAGCUGAAGCAUGACAUUCUUGUCCCCGAUUACUGUUGUGCUGGAGGUGGGGAAAUCAGAUCACUAAAUGCUUGGUUUGGCCCAGCUGGUACAGUGACACCAUUGCAUCAUGAUCCCCACCAUAAUAUACUUGCUCAGGUUGAUAUGAAGAAAAGAGAUUUGGAAUGUAGGUCAUGUGGUCUGUUGCACCUGAGUCAAUGACCCAGAUGAUCGCAAUCUUACUUUCAGGUGGUUGGAAAAAAGUAUGUAAGGCUUUACUCUUCUCGUCUCUCAGAAGAGCUUUACCCACACAUUGAGACCAUGCUCUGCAAUUCCAGCCAGGUGGAUCUGGACAAUAUAGAUGAAAGCCAAUUUCCAAAAAUGAUAGAUCUUGAGUUCCAAGAUUGCAUCUUAGAGGAAGGAGAGAUGCUUUACAUACCCCCAAAAUGGUGGCAUUAUGUACGCUCUGUCACUACAAGUUUUUCUGUUAGUUUUUGGUGGAGCAGCACUGAUGAUAAUAAUGCAUCAGAUACCUAAAUAUUUUCUUUAAUCACCUGUAGGCUUUUUGGUACACAAAGAUACAUCCGCAAAACAAUUUCACGGAAAGAUGCCAAUGUGGUUUUGGCUGUACCAUGCAUUGCCAUGAUAAACCCAGAACUGGUGUAGGAAUGUAUAAUCAAUACACUUUUGCCUAGGGAUGGACUCAGCUCGGGCCGGGCCUGCUCAUGGCGGGUUUGGGUACUACAAAAUUCAGGCCCGGUACCGGCCCGGUUUGUAUCGGUAUCGGUUCCGGUCCGGGUACCCGGCGGGGCCACAGUCCGGUCCCGGGCCGGGCUGGUCGGGAACAUUCCUUCUUUGUCCUUUCACCAUUUGAGAACGUCAAAGUCAUCCCCUUCUUCAUACUGACAAAGAAAUGUUAGAUAUAAUGAAAGCUCAUUAAUCAAUCUUUGUGCAACAACGAGAGUUGAUUUUUUUUCUUUAUAAGAUUACCAAAUGUAGAUUUGAAAAAUGAUUUUCCUUUAGAUGAAGAAGUAGUUGGUUUCGAGGGAGAGGGUGCAUUACCGUAAUGUGCAUGAAACUCAUUAAAUAUUUAAUGAAAUAAGUUACUAA